AUGUUUCAUUCACUCUCUGAAGUCAUGUCUCUGACGGCAGAACCAUCACAAGCGCAACUUCCGGCAUCUGGUGGCAGAUCGACUCAUCAACUGAACAAUCCCAGCGAGCAGAAGCUGGUUUUCAAGGUGAAAAGCUCAAAUAACAAUGAGUAUCGAGUGAGUCCUGUCUACGGAUUCGUCGACGCUUCCGGAAAUGCAAGUCUUGAGGUUACCCGCCUGGCUGGAGCUCCAAAGGAUGAUAGACUGGUCGUGCAGUUUGCACCCGCACCUCCUGAUGCAACGGAUGCUCAAUCGGCGUUCUCUCAAGUGCAGUCUCAGACUUCCGGCAACGUCACUAUUAAUCUUAUCAUGUCUCUGACGGUCGAUCCACCAGCAGCUCAAGUUCCAGCAGCCGGCGGCAAAUCGACUCACACAUUAGCCAAUCCUGGCGAAGCAAAGAUGGUUUUCAAGGUGAAGAGCUCAAAUAACAAUGAAUAUCGUGUGAAUCCUGUCUAUGGAUUUAUCGAUCCUGCUGGGAAUGCAACCCUUGAGGUUACUCGCCUGGCGGGACCACCAAAGGAGGACAAGUUGGUCGUGCAUUUUGGACCCGCACCCGCUGAUGCAACCGAUGCUCAAGCGGCAUUUGGCCAAGUACCGGCAGAGCAACAAGGCAACAUCACCAUUGGUCUUAGCGCAACAUGA
Molecule: messenger RNA, 681 nt
Organism: Haemonchus placei
Lineage: Eukaryota; Metazoa; Nematoda; Chromadorea; Rhabditida; Trichostrongylidae
Source: the annotation of a GenBank genome assembly